AUGCCGGGGUGGUGCAGCGACCUCAAAUACGCCGCCGCACUGGGCACGAGCGUGUGGCACGUGUGGCGGCCGAGCGCGGCGCGCAUCCUGGCGCUGCGCAAGGCGCUCGCGGGGCGGCCCGUGUGGGUCGCGGCCAGCACGCACCCAGGCGAGACGCGGGCGGCAUGCGCGUGGGACUCUUUUGAGGGCGAGGAGCUGCCCAUUGGCGGCGUCCACGCGUCCCUUCGCAAGGAGUGGCCCCGCCUGCUCACGAUCCUUGCGCCCCGCCAGCCGUGCCGCGGCCCCGAGGUCGCGGCGGCCCUGGCGGACCAACUGGGCCUCAGGGCUGUCCUGUGGAGCGGGGGCAGCGGCGGUGGCGGCGGCGGCGGGGGCGGCGAAGCGGACGGCGGCGGCGCGGCGGCUCAGGGGAAGCUGCACAAGGGGGCGGGGCAGGGGGGGCAGGAGCAGCAGCAGGAGGGGCGACAGCAGGGGCAGCAGCAGCAGGGUCUGCAGCAGCAGCAGCAGCAGCAGCAGCAGCAGCAGCAGCAGCAGCAGCAGCAGCAGCAGCAGCAGGGUCAGCGCGCCUUCCCCGAUCUGGAGGGUGCUGACGUGUUGGUGCUGGACGUGGCGGCUGACCUGCCCCUCAUGUACUGUGUCUCCGAAAUCGCGUUUAUCGGCAACUCCCUGCUGGAGGGCUGCGGCGGCCACAACCUGGCUGAGGCCGCGGUGGCGGGCUGCGCGGUGGUGGUGGGGGAGCACGCGGGGCACUUUGGCCAGAUGGCGGAGGAGCUCAACCAGCGUACCUGA
Messenger RNA from Monoraphidium neglectum, 786 nucleotides. RefSeq lists its product as hypothetical. NCBI's taxonomy places the organism in Eukaryota, Viridiplantae, Chlorophyta, Chlorophyceae, Sphaeropleales, Selenastraceae. The record is from RefSeq and is a predicted model, not a curated record. Gene Ontology annotation, molecular function: transferase activity. Bases 1 to 786 code for a protein of 261 amino acids. The transcript is spliced from 5 exons. Gene Ontology annotation, biological process: lipid A biosynthetic process. Gene Ontology annotation, cellular component: plasma membrane.